Messenger RNA from Plectropomus leopardus (leopard coralgrouper), 861 nucleotides. Its product is annotated as homeobox protein HMX3-like. Gene Ontology annotation, molecular function: RNA polymerase II transcription regulatory region sequence-specific DNA binding; DNA-binding transcription factor activity, RNA polymerase II-specific. Gene Ontology annotation, cellular component: nucleus. Gene Ontology annotation, biological process: negative regulation of DNA-templated transcription; regulation of transcription by RNA polymerase II. The record is from RefSeq and is a predicted model, not a curated record. NCBI's taxonomy places the organism in Eukaryota, Metazoa, Chordata, Actinopteri, Perciformes, Serranidae.
AUGCUUGACGACACAGCGCCGAGAUCGAAGCUGGGUCCUCCGUCGCGAGGUUCGUCUUUUUACAUUGAGAAUCUGUUGGGGACCGCGUACACAGGGGCUUCAUCUGAGGAGCGCGUGGACACUCCAAGCCGUAAAGUUACCGACCACAGCCCGGUGAUGUGUCCCGGAGUGGAAAGUAAACGUGAGGACGAUAGUAAAGUGCUGAACUGGAGCGGGACGUCACCAAACACAGCGCACGGCACCUCAAAAAGUCCACCGUGCCACAGUGAACACACAGACCCUGUGCCGACGAGCGACCGGGAUUCCCCAACUUUAAGAGGGCGGGGGGAGACCGAUGAGCCGGAGGACAAGGGGGACGAGAGUCUGACGGAUGACAGAGAAGAAGAGGACGCACGCUCCUCCUGCUUCUCUCGAGAGGACAGCUGUGAUACAGGUGACAUAAAGGUGGCACGAAAAAAGAAGACCCGCACCGUGUUCAGCCGGAGUCAGGUCUUCCAGCUUGAGUCUACUUUCGAUCUAAAGCGCUAUCUGAGCAGCUCAGAGCGAGCCGGGCUGGCUGCAUCGCUGCAGCUCACGGAAACCCAGGUGAAGAUCUGGUUUCAGAACCGCAGGAACAAGUGGAAGCGGCAGAUCGCUGCAGACGUGGAGGCCGGCAGCGCCGCUGUCCCCUACACUGCCCAGAGGGUCGUCAGAGUUCCCGUGUUGUAUCGUGAGAAUGCCCGUACUCCCGUGACGCUGACCAGCCUGCCUCAAAUGACGCCAUCGGUGAUCGGCUUCUCUAACUCUAUCAGCUAUCCAUUGACUUCCCAUUUCACACAUCCGGUGUCGUUCAUAACGCCACAGAUGACUGGACUGGUGUGA